Molecule: messenger RNA, 1120 nt
Organism: Microbotryum saponariae
Lineage: Eukaryota; Fungi; Basidiomycota; Microbotryomycetes; Microbotryales; Microbotryaceae
Source: the annotation of a GenBank genome assembly
AUGAGAAGGAAGCUAAGAAAUGGAAAGGGGGCCCGCGCUGGGAUAUGCCCAGGCGCGGGCGAAAUCGCUGGAGCGCUGAGGCAGUCGCGCGCGGCUAAGUCCCCACUGCAAGGGCGGGCUAGCGGCGCGCGCCCGAAAACCGCCGGCGCCGGCGCGCUGAGGCACUCGCGCGCGCCUAAGUCCCCACCACAGGGGCCAGGCUAGCAGGCGCGCGCAACGACCGAGGCGCCCCUGUCGAGCUGAGAGUGGACUCUUCACAGAUUUUGCCCUCGGGCCCCAACACGACGAUUGCGAGGCAGGCUCUCCCGGAUACUACGCGCUCAAGGAGGAAUCGCAAGACGAGGACGUGAAUGGACAGGAAUUAGGGAAUUUGUUCUUGAAGGAAGAAUGCCACGAGUUCAUUACACCCGGUGAGAGCCUCCUCGAGGAACGUCCUUACACCUCACCUUCGCACGAUUGGUUGCCCCCUGUUGAUUGCGCCUUCGGGCCCUGGGGUCACGGUUACGACGCAGGCUCUCCCGGUUCCCUUCAUCUGGCCGAGAACAUUAUGGACGCCGUCGAUUGGUCUAUCGGCCGCCUCUCUCCUCCCAUCGCUGUCAAUCGAGUUCACGCUAUUGCUACGGCCCCUGCCAACGACCCGCCCAUUCCGGUCCAUGCCGACGCCGACGAACUCGAUUUGUUGGGAGUUGCCACCGAUGAUGUCAACGACACCCCUGUAGUCCAUCGGCCGCCUGAUCCACUGCCCCAACCCUUCCUCGACACCGUCAUCCGAGCAUACGCCAAUGAUUCGCAAGCCCAGGUCAUCAUUACCGACCCGCUAUCAUGGCCUAUGUUUCGGGUGACCGAGGAAGGGAGGAUUUUGCGUGUACAUCCAGAUGAGUCUAUUUCCUUGUUUGUGCCUCGUGGUCUCGCUACUGGCGUCGUCAACUCCGACAAGGUCCCAUCGCUGCGUGAGCUCGUGCUUUCGGAGAUUCAUCGGAGUGUCGGGUGUGAGGAAUCCACUCUCCGCUCGGCUCAGGACUUAGGCGCGCGGAGCGAACCGGGCGCGGACUUAGGCGCGCGGAGUGAGCCGGGCGCCCCGGCCCAGGACUUAGGCGCGCGAAGCGAGCCUGGGACUUAG